CCCUCCCUCCCGGCGAGGUGACGCAAGAGGGCGUGUCCAAACAAAGGACAGAGCGGACUCCACAAUGGGAGACAGUUUUCGUGAGCAGCUGAUAGAGGACAGCGCCUUCCUCAGAGCUGAGCGGAGGUUGGACACGGACCUGGUGGACAAAGUCAUCCUUCAGCUCAACAGGAUCUACCCACAGAUCCUCACAGACAAGGAGGCCACCAAAUUCCGAAAGUUGGACGUGCCCACUGGUGUUCGACUGGGUGAGCUACUGACACACCUGCAGGGGAAAGGAGAGGAAGCAUGCAGGGAGUUUUACAGAGCUCUUCACCUGCAUGUAGAGGAGGUGUACUACAGCCUACCCACACGGCUCCGCCUCAGAGAUUACUCAAAUCCACUCAACUAUCCACAUGUCCAGCAGAGGUAUAUUCUGAACGACAGAGGUCCCCUGUUCUUUCUGGGCUGUUUCAGUGUUGCAGUUGGAAUGGCUUUCCUCUAUUACUACAGUGAGUCCAAAUUGUCAGGAGGCAGCCGGGCCCUCGGGAUGGCCGCUCUGGGUUUGAAAAGAAAAGCUCAGGAGGUCCUCAUAUGGUACACUGAAGAAAGCCUCAUGAAGUGAAGGGUGACUCCAAAUGCUUCACCAGUGAUGCUCUUCUUCAUGCUACUUGCACCAAAGCACAGCACAGCAUAUCUUUUCAAGAGCUGAAUACUAAUUUUGUUUCACAAUUGUGUAUAUAAUAUUUAGCUUGGGAUCUAAAAUUAGUGAGAUGGGGCAAAUUCAGAGCUACUUUUGACACUUUGCUCUUAUUUCCUCAUAUAUUGUUGUUGUUGUUGUACCUAUUUAAGUGGGUUAAAAGGGACUGAAUACACGAGAGGGAUGAUUACAGUUAAAUCAAAAACAUGAUGUUCUUGCUACAGUCUACAAAUGUGGGAAAAAGCCCCUUUUACAAAUCAGUUAAAAUGGAAACAUGCAUUGCAUUAAUGACAAAAUAAGGCAUUUUACACUAAAUGGUAACAUUUUGAGGUGCAUUCUUAUUUGUAUAGGAUGGGCGUACAUUUAAAUUUCAUCUCUACUUAAAGGGUUUCCCUUUAAGUAGAGAUGUAGAGCUAAUGCAAGAAAGAAACUUGUCCACGAAGCCAAGCUCUUGGUUGAACUUCAGCGCCCUCUUGUGGUCAAAAGGUGGACUUACAUCGCUACACACAGUCGGUGUGGUUUGUGCUGGUUCCAUAAGAGCUCCCCGACACUCAGCAGCUACCACUGAGAGAAAAUGUAUAUUUGAAAUGUAUUAUCGAGGUAUAAUAUGGAGCGGAGUUAGUGUAAAACCAUUUUAGAUGAAUUCUUGAAGAGCGCUGCCUCACAUGACCGCCUCUGCCAAUGAUAUCCCGCUCUACCAGCGCAGGGCAUCAUGGGUAGAGAGCUACAACUAAAUCAACAACAAACAAUUAUCAGGUUUCGAACCUUAAUAAUAACGCGAAACAUAACAGCGAGUACAUACGUGGAAGUGAAACAUAUAAGAGCUGUUGAAAUGGAAACAACACUUGGAAACCCGGAAAUUGCACCACAAGUCAAACUGUCAUGCGUAUCUCGGUAUAUAUAUUGUGACGUUUUCCGUCUCUUUAGAUGUGUUGUAUGAAAGGAGAGAAGGUUAGCACUCCCCUUGACAAGGAUGGAAUUGGCCCUUGUGGCCAUCAACACACAUACGGUUAAGGCAUUGCCACCUACUUCGUGGCAUCUCUAACCAGAUUUUUUUUUCUCUUCGUCUGUUACAUUUACACUUUUUUAAAACGAUGCCCCAUAUGGCUCAACUUCAUACGUACUAAUCUCAAACUACAUCAGCUGUUCUCAACAACGAGCUUGCUUUGAGACCGGAAGCAAGCUGAAUCUUUUCCCAAGUCUUUGUUUCCGCUGGGCUGGGCAGGACGGAAAAUUUAACUUUUCCUGCUAUGUCCGCUGCUCGUCUCACAGUGAGUAGAAGACGAGUUUGUGAGAGUUAAAAUACAUGUAAAGAUUUAUAAAUCCCACUUUCGGCUGUUGAUAACUGUUGUAACCCUACCGUGUGGGAAUGUGUUUGUUCUAACUGUGCCUUUUCGCUGACAGUAUACUGCAAAGUCUGUUUCUAAUAUUUUAAAUACAGUGUCCGACAGUAACUGAAUUUAACCCACAAUGACAAGCAGAUACAUUUUUAUAGUAUUUCUCAGGCUGUUUGUAAACAAUGUACAACAGAGAACAUGACAGUAACUAUCAUGAUGGUGCUCUGUUUAACUGUAUUUCUUAAUUGUGGGAUGGUCAAACCUCAGGAUAUCAGAAGCCAUUAUCACAAACACCUAGAAACAUUUCUACAACUUGCAUGAUUUUUUUUGUCAUUACUUGUGUUUUACACGUUUGUAAUGUUAUUCUUGAAGGGGCACUAAGUAGUUUUUGAGAAGAUGUUCAAACUCAUAGUUUUAAUAUUCACAAUUUUAAUGGGGAAAAAAAUACAAUCUCCAUGAUUGAAUGUACAAGCUGUUCUUAGAGGAACGUCCCUAGAACACCGUUUGAAGCUAGAAAAGUGGCAGGGUCCGCCAACUAACAACAGUUUGAAAUCAUGUUGUGCUUUAAGGUCAGUUUGAUUAUUAAGUCAUGGAAAUUAAGAGUCUGUUCACUUAGUUUUUUAUUUAGGUAUGCAAAAAUCUGUCAAUAAAGAUCUGUCUUUUGAUAAAGAAAUUCUUCUCCAAAACUAUGCAGUGCAGCUUUAGAGGAUUUGAUUUGGGAUUUAUUGUGCACUCAUUAAGGUCCAGUGCCUGACAGUGUGUCAAACUCACUGUGUACUGUGUUGUGUACUUAAUGCCUCAAAUGUAUCAGUGCCACAAUUUGUAUAAUUGAGACUUGUCUUUUUUUUUUUUUUUUUUAACAAUAAAACAAAAAGACUUGUGUUGAGAAUAAACAGGACAAUAAACACA
This is a messenger RNA of Acanthopagrus latus (yellowfin seabream), 2925 nucleotides long. It is a transcript of the gene card19, whose product is annotated as caspase recruitment domain family, member 19. The coding region runs from base 65 to 604 and encodes 179 amino acids. Gene Ontology annotation, cellular component: mitochondrion. NCBI's taxonomy places the organism in Eukaryota, Metazoa, Chordata, Actinopteri, Spariformes, Sparidae. The transcript has 6 exons. The record is from RefSeq and is a predicted model, not a curated record.